Messenger RNA from Thamnophis sirtalis, 867 nucleotides. The record is from RefSeq and is a predicted model, not a curated record. Lineage: Eukaryota; Metazoa; Chordata; Lepidosauria; Squamata; Natricidae.
AUGAUGGGCUCGGUGCUGCCGGCCGAAGCGCUGGUCCUCAAAGGGGCGCUGAAGCCCCCCAGCCUCUCCCUGGCCGAGGUCAUCACUUCGGAUAUCCUGCACAGCUUCCUCUACGGCCGCUGGAGGAACGUGCUGGGGGAGCAGCUGCUGGAGGAGAAGAGCGGCGGGGCGGCGGCGGCCGGGGGUGGCCUGAGCGGCGGCCACGGGAACCCCAAAACGGCCUUCACGGCGGAGGUCCUGGCACAAUCCUUCUCCGGAGAAGUCCAGAAGCUCUCCAGCCUCGUCCUGCCCUCGGAGGUCAUCAUCGCCCAAAGCUCCAUCCCUGGGGAAGGACUGGGCAUCUUCUCCAAAACCUGGAUCAAGGCCGGCACAGAGAUGGGACCAUUUACGGGCCGGAUCAUCUCUCCCGAACACGUGGACCUCUGCAAGAACAACAGUCUCAUGUGGGAGGUGUCCUUAUGGAGGGUCAAAAGGAUGGCUCGAGAGGACUUCCACCUGGUCGAAGGCGGGGUCAACUCCGUGGGCCGCAUGCGCUGCGUCAUCUGCCACCGAGGCUUCAACUCCCGCAGCAACCUGCGCUCGCACAUGCGCAUCCACACGCUGGACAAGCCCUUCGUCUGCCGCUUCUGCAACCGGCGCUUCAGCCAGUCCUCCACGCUGCGCAACCACGUCCGCCUCCACACCGGGGAACGGCCCUACAAGUGCCAAGUCUGCCAAAGCGCCUACUCCCAGCUGGCCGGCCUCCGGGCGCACCAGAAGAGCGCCCGGCACCGUCCCCCCAACGGGGCCCUGCAGCCACACUCCCCCGCCCUGCCCGUGCCGCACCCCACGGCUCUGGGACACCACAUCCCCACCAUGGUGCUGUGA